AUGGGGUAUUGUGGAAGCAAACAAUAUAGGAAGGAUAAACAAAUCAACAAAAAUAGUAUCAGUGACUCGCAAUUUUAAUAGUAUCAAUUGCAAAAUGUAAUCCAUUAAUUUAUUGCUAGUCGAUGUCAUAAUCAACUAACCUUAAUUGCUCAUUGCAAUAGCAAAAAGUGUACAAGAAGCGAGACUACAAAAAAAGUGAAUUAAUUGGAAAAGGAUCCUUAUUUGAAGUCUAUCAAGCUCUUGAUAAUAAGACAGGGAAAAUAUUGGCAAUUAAGACUGUUAAGAUUCAAGGGACUAAAGAAUAAGUAUAUUACAAUAAUAAUCAAUAAGAAUAAUCAGUUGAUCAAUUAGUUAAAGGCUGAAAUUAAAUUGUUGAAACAAUUAAAACACAAGAACAUAAUCCAGUAUUAUUUUACAGAAAUAAGCCCAGAUUUUACUUAAGUUGAUAUUGCUCUAGAAUAUAUAUCAUAAGGUUCCUUAAAGAGGGUCUUGAGUAAAAUUGAUCUUGAGGAAUCCAAUAUUAGAAUAUAUAGUAAACAAAUUCUGGAAGGCAUUCAGUAUCUCCAUAAAAAAAAUAUUGUACAUAGCAACAUUAAGAGUUCAACUAUCUUAGUUGAUAGCGAAGGCACAAUCAAACUAUCUAAUUUUAAAAAGUUCAUUUAGAUUGAUCAAGAUUUUGAUACAAAUCAAAAAUAAAAGUCGCCUACAAUAGAAGAGGAAUAGAAAAGGAAUAAGGAGAAAUUUGCAAUAGACAUCUUAUCUUUAGGGGCUGUAAUAAUAGAGAUGUUUGGGGGUUGUGCAGUCAAUGUUAAUGAUGUGAUUAAGAAUAGUUCAGAAAUACUAAAACCCCCUUAUCCAUAACAUGCCAGUGCACUCUCUAAAAAUCUCUUAGAUAUUAUUUUUGUACCAAAUCAUUAAUAAUAUUCAGCUGAUAAAUUACUUUAGCAUCCAUUUUUUAAUUUUUAAUAAGGAAAAAUUGAAUUUUAAUUAGAUGAUCCUAAUUCUGAUCCCUCCAUAAUUGGGUCCAGCUUUGAGAUGAAAAAACCUUUUAUUUAAGAUACUAAUUAGGAUCUCGGAAUCGAAUAGGGUGCACUGCUGUAAAGCAAUAAACAAAGGUAUAUUUUUAUUUUUAAAUUAGACAGCAGGAACUUGAAUAAAAACUUUAAAGUUUGUUAAGGAAAAAACACUUACAAAAAUGA
Molecule: messenger RNA, 1199 nt
Organism: Paramecium octaurelia
Lineage: Eukaryota; Ciliophora; Oligohymenophorea; Peniculida; Parameciidae
Source: the annotation of a GenBank genome assembly